UUUGGUUUCAACAGGCAACGGCGAUACAUCGUUUGAAGUGAUGGCAUUACGUUCACCCAAUCAACCAUUUGUUGUACUUCGAUCAAAUAAAAAGCUAGGCAACGACGACAUGUACCUGAGCAGUGAUGGAGCCGGAAAAAUGAAACUGAAAGUUCCGAAUCAACCACUCACACGCCAUGCACCAGAAGUCGACCCUGCCUUGUUAUUUCGAGUGGUCAAGCCGUAAACAGAAUUCUGAAAUUGGCAAUAUAUACUCGGGCAGUCAAAAAAACUCAAAAGUAACAGAUGAAAUUAUAGCAGGAAUCAGUAAAUUUAGAAUCAUUCCAACAUAUCAAUAAGAUGAAAUAUGCAUUUAAAAUUUUAGAUUGUUUAAUAUUUGGCAGGCCCUCCGCGAUUGGAUCGCGUGCAAAAAUUGUUGAGACAAGCAGUUUAUUGGCCCUCUCCCUCCUGUAACAAUGGUUCUUGCCCCCCCCCCCUCCCCCUUGUGCAAUGUUGUUAAAACGAUUUUGAGGUCAGGG
Molecule: messenger RNA, 518 nt
Organism: Paramuricea clavata
Lineage: Eukaryota; Metazoa; Cnidaria; Anthozoa; Malacalcyonacea; Plexauridae
Source: the annotation of a GenBank genome assembly